CUCUUGUUUUCAUUCUGUCAUAAUACUGAGGAGUUUCAUUGCCGCCUGCGCAAAAUUCGCAGUCUCGAGGUCCACACAUUGAUUUGCGCGUGCAGAACGAGCGUCCGUCGAAUCGCAGCUUAGGAAGCGAGUUUUGCGGUUUCAGCGCAGUGUUUUCUCUGGUUGAGUUGACUGUAGUAAAACAUGGACCCGCAGAAAGUGACGGAGUUGAAGGCCUUCGUGCAGCUGUGCAAAGAGAAUUCAGCUGUACUGCACAUGCCAGAGAUGAGCUUCUUUAAAACCUGGUUGCAGGGGAUGGGAGCAAACGUACCAUUAGCAACAAAUAACAGAUCAUCAUGCAAGGGAAGCUGUCCAUGCGAUGGGGCUUCCAAAGGCGCACCAGGAUCCGAACAAGGCCCACUAUCUGAGAGUGAGGAGAGUGAAAUAGAAAUAGACAAUGAAGGAGUGAUCGAGCCAGAUACGGAUGAACCUCAAGAGAUGGGCGAUUACGAGAACCUGGAGGUCACAGAUGAAAUGAUAGACCAGGCCAAUGAGAAGAAGAUGGAGGCCAUUGGUGUGUUAGGAGAUGGUGACCUACAGAAAGCUCUGGAACUUUUCACAGAGGCCAUCAAGCUCAACCCGAAAAUGGCCAUUCUUUAUGCCAAAAGAGCUAGUGUUUAUGUGAAGAUGCAGAAACCCAACGCCGCAAUCAGAGACUGUGACAGAGCCAUUGACAUCAACCCAGACUCAGCCCAACCCUAUAAAUGGAGGGGAAAAGCACACAGAUUGCUUGGGCGUUGGGAAGAGGCGGCAAAAGACUUGGCAAUGGCCUGCAAACUUGACUAUGAUGAAGAGGCCAGUACCCUGCUUAAAGAAGUCCAGCCAAAGGCCAACAAAAUCAUAGACCAUCGGCGCAAAUAUGAACGCAAGCGAGAAGAACGGGAGAUCAGAACGAGGCAAGAACGAGUCAAGAAAGCAAGGGAAGAACAUGAAAAAGCACAUAAGGAACAGGAAGCCAGACAACCAUCUGGAGGAGGUGCACAGGGAGGGUUCCCCGGAUUUCCAGGUACAUUUUCGGUCGUUGAAUCUGAUGAGGUGAAUUAUUACUGUAAUGAAAGUUAUUUAUGUAUACUUAUUUCUUCAGGAGGUGCUGGUUUUCCAGGUGGAUCUCCAUUUGGAAUGCCUGGACUCGAUGGGCUUCUCAAAGACCCAGAGGUUCUCAUGGCUAUGCAGGACCCAGAGGUGAUGGCAGCCUUCCAGGAUGUGGCACAGAACCCAGCCAACAUCGCCAAGUAUCAGAGCAACCCCAAAAUCAUGGCUCUUAUCAACAAACUCAGCUCCAAGUUCGGUGGCGAGCAGCCCUAAAGGGCAGAAAAUAUGAAUGUGAAUGGUGAAUAAUGUCUGGUUCCAAUACUCUGAUGUAGCUUUUUCUCACUGGUUUCUUGCAACAAAAUACAGACAGUACUUAGCUUGAUGCAGCCAAAGUUGAGAUACAGUUUUACAGGAGUUGAGACUUGUACUGGAAUUCUGAAAAACUUUAAGAAAACUAUAAAGAGUAUAGGAACAAGACCAGGGAGAUGGUGGGGGUUGAGCAAGAACUGUCAAGAUUUGGUUUAUUUUUCUGAAGUUUUGUUGGGGAAAGACUAUUUCAUGGUUUUCUCUGAGGUCAGCUCAUUCAACACAUUUAACACUUAAGAAAAAGAUUCUGGAACAUUUACAGCAUAUCAUAAUGUGAGUCGAUUUAUCAGUACUUAUGGACUUGAGAAAAAGUCAGCAGUUGCUGCAUAGACAUUCAACAGCAUACGAUUCCAGGGGUUCAAGUAUAAUUUAUAACAAUCUCUCUCACAGCUGAUGGAUGUGGUCUUAAUGAGUGGGCUGCAGAUCUGUGUUUUUCUCAUAAAUCCCUAUUCAUAUUGUUUCCUUACACAUUAAAUAUUCAAUUCUGCUAGAUUAAUUUGUUUCAGUGUGGCUUCAUUCUCCAGAUUGAUAACAUUCAAUUUAGACUAUAUUUCUAACAGAUCAUACACAUUUCAUGUCCAAAUCAAACAGUCAAUCACUUUAGUUUGAUUAGUGUACUUUUUGAUUAACAAAGUGUCUUUUGUCCUCACCCUCAAUGUAAUCUAACAUAGUUUUCUGUCCAUUGUUAAUGCAAAAAGUUAAACUCAACACAUUCUUGUAAUGAGAAUUUAAUGUGUUUUCAUGAUGAUUUAAUUCAAUAAAAAUUUUGGCUGUUGCGAA
This is a messenger RNA of Triplophysa dalaica, 2217 nucleotides long. RefSeq names its product ST13 Hsp70 interacting protein (gene st13). Gene Ontology annotation, molecular function: Hsp70 protein binding; protein dimerization activity. The transcript has 12 exons. NCBI's taxonomy places the organism in Eukaryota, Metazoa, Chordata, Actinopteri, Cypriniformes, Nemacheilidae. Bases 184 to 1344 code for a protein of 386 amino acids. The record is from RefSeq and is a predicted model, not a curated record.